CAGGAUAAUAAGUAACAGUCAGCAGCAGUGGAUUUCAUACAUCACAAACCUUCAAAAAGCAUUACAUUUUUCAAGACAUGAAAAGCAUGGAGCUAAAAUGGACUCUACUUUUGGGUGUUGCUAUGGUGAUGUCAGUCAGAAUGGCUCCUCCUCUUCCUCUGAUUUUUCUGCUCAUGAUUCACGGUGUUUCUAGUGCUGAUUGGGGUGUGAGUUACAGUCCUUCACACAUCUGUGCACUAAAGAACUCAUCAGUGAUAAUGAGCUGCACUUAUACAUACCCUACUGGACAUCAGAUCAGGAAAGUGUUCUGGACAAAAGAAUUGGGUGGACAAAAGGGUGAAGAACCUCCAGAUCUGUCUGAGGACCCUGAAUACAGUCAGAGGCUUCAGUAUCUGGGAGAUAAACAGAAGAACUGCACCAUGAGACUGAAUCAUGUGACACAGAAGGAUUCACAGAAGUACUAUUUCAGAUUCAUCACUAAUAAGGACAAAGCGAUGGGCAUGACUGGAGUGACUCUUACUGUCACAGAUCUUCAGGUGGAGUCUCCUGAGAGAGUGACAGAGGGAGAUUCAGUCCGUCUGACAUGUAAAAGCAGCUGCACUCUGACUGACAGAGCAACAUUCAUCUGGUACAGAAACUCACAGCCAUUAACUGAGAGAAGAGACAGAAACAAUGAACUCCUGCUGCAGUCAGUCAGAAGAGAGGAUGCAGGCAGAUAUAGCUGUGCUGUACCUGAUGACAAUUACAUCUCUCCCGCUGUUUAUCUCAAUGUCACGUAUCCUCCACAGUACACAUUUGCAGGGGUGAGCCCAUGUUGUGAGAUAUUGGCGGGAGAUUCAGUGACUCUGAUCUGCAGCAGUGAUUCAAACCCUCCUGCAGAAAUCAGCUGGUUUAAAGGAGGAACGUUUGUAGGAUCUGGAGGAAUCUACAACAUCUCAAAGAUCAGCUCUGAUGACAGUGGAGAAUACAAGUGCAGAUCCAUCAAUGAACAUGGAGAGAAAUACUCUGAUGCGGUGACUUUAAAAAUCAUGUCUGUAGGAUGUUUGCUGAUAUUAUACAUAUCCAUUGGAGUGGGUUGUGGAGCUGUUGUUAUCAUCACGAUGGUGCUGAUUUGGGGAAGCAGGAUGAAAAAGAGAAAUGACACACUUAAAUCUCAGGUAAAGAUGAAUCAGUCCAAACAUAAUGAAAACAGACGCAAAGCUUGUGAUGAUGAGUUGAGUCAACAUGAGUAUGAGAAUGCAAUGAUUACCUUGAAUAGGCCAUAAUGUUUGGGACACAGAGCAAAAAAUUUUUUUUAAGCCUUUAUGGACAGUGGAAAUAUAACGUCUUUACAUCCCUGUUUAAACAGCAGAUUUUUCUGAUGUAAAAAUUGAAACAAAAGAAAUUUUGCAUGUUCAGUGUCAAAAUUACAAGCAAUUCCACUAAACACCAGUGACAUUUCAGAGGAAAAAAUAAAGCUAAAAGAAACUUGGAAUAAAUAUCUGCAUAAGUGUUCACCCCCCUAGACUUUACUUGGUUGAAGCACCCUGAUGUUCUUACAGCAUUCAGUUUGGAUGGGAGUCUGAAGCCAUUCUUUUGUUGAUUUAGAUGAGUGUUUUGAAACAUUGUCUUGCUGAAAGGUAAAGUUCUCUUCAUUAGCUUUUUAGCAAACGGCAGAAUAUUCUGUACCAAAAUCAUCUGAUAAAUGGGGCUAUAUACGAGCCGUAUACGUCUUGUCUCUUCCACACCAGCGUACUGUAACAGAAGAUCCGACCGAUACCACUGGAUAUCCACAAGGUCAAUCAUGGGUAUUUACCUUAUUCCUGUACCCCCAACAGCUCGUCAAGCAGAGGAUCGGCUUUGACGACUAUGGCAGAAGGGGAGACCGUUGGAGAGGUAUGUGGAGGAGUUUUUGGAGGUUUCUUAUCUGGUGAGUUGGAUGGAUGCCUCCCUCAUCGCUGUUUUUCUGAUGGGACUGGACAGGGACAUUAUUCGAUAUAGUGAACCUGCCUGUUAUUUCACUCUAGUCGAAUCUAUAAAUCUGAUUCUCCUUUUAAAUGGUUCUAACUUAGAAGUAGUUGAUGUUAAAAAAGAUAAGCUUCCUCCCUGUCCAGCCCCAUCAGAGAUUCACCAGGCCUUGCCAGUUCACCACACCCCAGAACCCUGCACAAACCGCUUCAACGGUCCCGUCCAUUCCCGGAUUCCAGCCUUCGCUGAGCCCGCUCCAGUCACCGCAGAGCCUGCUCUAGACCUCCACAAGCCCGCUCCAGUACCAGAGGGGCUGUUAAUUGUAUAUGAGGGCAUGUCUUGGACUCCAUAUCCAGACCCCUCUCCGGCCUGUCACGAGCCCGCGUCAGCCCUCCACGAGCCCGCUCCAGGCUUCCAUGAGCCCGUUCCAGCCCUCACCGAGCCCGCUAAUGCCGCCACUGAGCCCGCUUCACCAGCCACCGAGCCCGCUUCACCAACCACCGGGGAAUCCCCCAAGAAAAUGUUUGGGGGGGGGGCCAAGUACCCGUGGAUGGGGAACUCCUGGGCGUGGUUUCAGGGUCGCCAGAGCCUGCCAAGGCUCCAGACCCACCAUGGCCGUCCACGGCCUCUGAUCCACUAUGGCCGUCCACGUAUCCUGACCCUCCAUGGCCUGCCACGUCUCCUGACCCUCCAUGGCCUGCCAUGUCUCCAGACCCGCCAUGGCUGCCCACGUCUCCAGACCCACCAUGGCCGCCCACGUCUCCAGACCGGCCAUGGCCGCCCACGUCUCCAGACCCGCCAUGGCCGCCCACAUCUCCAGACCCACCAUGGCCGCCCACGUCUCCAACCCGCCAUGGCCACCCACGGCCUCCAACCCGCCAUGGCCACCUACGGCCUCCGACCCGCCAUGGCCACCCACAUCUCCAGACCCGCCAUGGCCACCCACGUCUCCAGACCCGCCAUGGCCGCCCACAUCUCCAGACCCGCCAUGGCCGUCCACGGCCUCUGACCCGCCAUGGCCGCCCACGUCUCCAGACCCGCCAUGGCUGCCUACGGCCUCUGACCCACCAUGGCUGCCUGGACCCAUGGACCCGUCCUGGAGACCUCCGUCCCUGUCCGCUCCUCUCCCUGCUCCUCUCCCUGCACCUCUCCAGGGCGCCCACCCACCCUCCCCGGUUGUUCCAUCUACGGCACGAGGCCACGCCUACUGGGAGGGGGAGGUACUGUCACAGUUCCCUUGUUUCCCGGACUCCAUUUAACAAGAUCCUCCUGUCUCCACACCUGCACUCACUUCCCUCGUCAUCUCCCCAUCAUCACGGAUUACCUGCACCUGUUCCUGAUCAUCUGCACUCCAUUUAUAACGGACUCACUCCCUUCACUCCCUGUCGGAUCUUGUUGUUGUUUAAUGUACUGUGUGUUAUCUCCUGCAUUUCUGAUUAAAGACCUUGACUUUGGA
Messenger RNA from Megalobrama amblycephala (Wuchang bream), 3403 nucleotides. Its product is annotated as carcinoembryonic antigen-related cell adhesion molecule 6-like. Lineage: Eukaryota; Metazoa; Chordata; Actinopteri; Cypriniformes; Xenocyprididae. The transcript has 9 exons. Bases 78 to 1265 code for a protein of 395 amino acids. The record is from RefSeq and is a predicted model, not a curated record.